This is a messenger RNA of Quercus lobata, 1826 nucleotides long. Its product is annotated as serine carboxypeptidase-like 13. NCBI's taxonomy places the organism in Eukaryota, Viridiplantae, Streptophyta, Magnoliopsida, Fagales, Fagaceae. The transcript has 14 exons. The record is from RefSeq and is a predicted model, not a curated record. Gene Ontology annotation, molecular function: serine-type carboxypeptidase activity; acyltransferase activity, transferring groups other than amino-acyl groups. Gene Ontology annotation, biological process: secondary metabolic process; proteolysis. The coding region runs from base 85 to 1533 and encodes 482 amino acids.
ACAAAAUUCUGUCUAGAAUCUCUCUGCUAUUUCAAAUAGCCAAAACACAGGCUCCAUUUCUUGCUUUUUUUUGUUUUCAAAUGUAUGGCACCAAAAGCAACUAAACAUCAACCUCUAAGAAUUGUGCAGCUUAACCCUUGUUGUUGUUCCUGGAUGGGUUUGCGUCUACUUCUUCUGCUGGUUUUCUUAGUAGUAGUUGCCUCUGCAAGCUCAAACACUUCAAAGAUUGUCACAAGUCUACCUGGCUAUACCGGUGAGCUUCCCUUUACCCUUGAAACCGGAUACAUUGGUGUGGGCGAUAAUGAGACCGUACAAGUGUUUUACUAUUUUGUUGAGUCCCAAAGGAGCCCUUCAAGGGACCCUCUUAUGUUAUGGAUGAGUGGAGGGCCUGGUUGCUCCGGUCUUGCUGGUAUCUUUUUUGAAAGUGGUCCUGUAACCUUCAAACUUGGAGAUUACAAUGGGAGCCUACCAACACUUCAGGAUAACCCAUUUGCGUGGACACAAAGCCUCAACAUCAUAUAUAUGGAUGGACCAGUUGGGACUGGAUUCUCUUAUUCAGAGAGCUUAGAUGGCUAUAUUACAGGCGAUUACAAAUUUGUAGCACAAACCUAUGAAUUUCUACAAAAGUGGUUGAAUGAGCACCCUCAAUUUUUGGAAAAUCAACUCUAUGUUGGUGGUGAAUCGUAUUCUGGCCUACUUAUACCAAUACUUGUGCAACAGAUACUGUUAGGUAAUGAAGCUGGAAUUGUGCCAAUGAUUAAUCUCAGCGGGUAUGUGCUUCAGAACCCAGCGACAGAUUCAUUCAUUGACACAAAUGCAAGAAUCCCUUAUGCUCAUCGUCUGAGUCUCAUAUCAGAUCAACUUUAUGAGUCAGCCAAAUCAAGCUGCAACAGCAUUUAUGUAGAUAUAGAUGCUAGCAAUUAUCAAUGCUCAUCAGAUGUUGAUGCUAUCGAUGAGCUGACAAGUAGUAUCAACUCAUUGCACAUUUUGGAACCUUGUUGUACUAAUGGAAUCCCAGAACCAAAUGAAGAUGUAGAGUCAGUUCGAAGAUCUCUCUCAGAGAAAUCUAGUCAUGCACAUUGGUGCCGUAGCUAUAAUCAUAUGCUCUGCUACGUCUGGGCGAAUAAUAAAGGUGUUCAAGAAGCUCUUGGAGUUCGACCGGGGACCAAAACCUUUUGGCAAUACUGUAAUACCUCCUUAGCUUACACCGAGGAGGUCACCAGUGUUGUUGGCUAUCAUCAAAAUCUCACCAAUGCUGACCUACGAGCUUUGAUAUACAGUGGUGACCACGACAUGUCAGUUCCACACAUUGGCACACAAAAAUGGAUAAAUUCUCUCAAUUUAAGUACAGACGAAAGCUGGAGAGUAUGGUCUCUCAAUGGUCAAACUGCAGGGUACACAAAGAAGUUGAUUGGUGAUACUUUCACUUUGAACUUUGCGACUGUAAAGGGAGCAGGCCACAUUGCUGCUGAAUACAAGGUCAAAGAGUGUGCUGCCAUGAUAGAUAGGUGGAUGGCUUAUUUCCCUAUUUAAGUGUGACUGGUUGAAAUUUUUUGGUAAUCUAACAUUGUAAAGGCAUGUCUGCUCACAAUGAAAUUUUUGGAACUUCAAAAGUUAGUGCAGGAUAAAGAGAAAAGUUUCUAUCACAAAUUUAUUAUUCCUUUCUCUCACAAGAUCAUAGCCAUGAAAAACCCUUUUGAGUUUCAUGCAACACUAUGGAUCCAAUUUAGGACUAAAGCAGCAAUCCAGGACACAUGCCUAUUAUGAUUACCAAUAAGUGUAAUAAUAAUAUUAUAAAUUUCAAAGCACAAUAUUUAGUCUGAAAA